AUGAUCGGGGGCCUGGGAGGGCCUGUGUCGGCCCUGGGAGGGGCCAAGCACAGACGGCCCUUGCAGCCGGCACCCCAGCUGGGGGGCAGCCCUGGGCACAGGGGAGCAGGUGCACUGCGGGCUCCCCAGGAGCACUGGGGGCCCGGCCUGGAGGCAGCGAGAGCACAAACCAACCACACGGCGAAGUCGGUGACGCGAGGUGGCGUUCCGUCUGACACUUUCUCCCUCCAGGCGAAGUCGGUGACGCGAGGCGGCCUGAGACCAGCCGCCGCGAGCGCCACAGCGCCCCGGGCGCCCAGGCGAACGCGAACGGCCCCCUGCGGGAGUANGCGGAGGCUGUACUGCAACGUGGGCAUCGGCUUCCACCUCCAGCUGCUCCCCGACGGCCGCAUCGGCGGCGUGCACGCGGACACGAGUGACAGCCUGCUGGAGCUGUCGCCGGUGGAGCGCGGGGUGGUGAGCAUUUUCGGGGUGGCCAGCCGGUUCUUCGUGGCCAUGAGCAGCCGGGGCAGGCUCUACGGCUCGCCUUUUUUCACCGACGAGUGCAAGUUCAAAGAGAUCCUCCUCCCCAACAACUACAACGCCUACGAGUGCUACCGGUACCCUGGCAUGUUCAUCGCCCUGAGUAAGAACGGGAAGACCAAGAAGGGGAACCGGGUGUCCCCCACCAUGAAGGUCACCCACUUCCUCCCCAGGCUGUGA
Messenger RNA from Odocoileus virginianus texanus, 702 nucleotides. Lineage: Eukaryota; Metazoa; Chordata; Mammalia; Artiodactyla; Cervidae. The record is from RefSeq and is a predicted model, not a curated record.